Molecule: messenger RNA, 189 nt
Organism: Anisakis simplex (herring worm)
Lineage: Eukaryota; Metazoa; Nematoda; Chromadorea; Rhabditida; Anisakidae
Source: the annotation of a GenBank genome assembly
CUAACCGCGUUGUCUGAGAUGCUAUCUGCACCUCUGCUUGGAUGUGCGCUGCGCAAAGAUAUAGCCGACUUCAGCGAUAUUUCGAGAGAAUGGCUGUUGGAUGUGGUUAAUGGAGGGUUUGGUGGAUUUGUUGAAGUGGAGGGAAUCUCGGAGGACUCUCCUGAGACGGAACGUGGUGAGGAUGUUUGA